This is a messenger RNA of Sphaeramia orbicularis (orbiculate cardinalfish), 2890 nucleotides long. RefSeq names its product Ras and Rab interactor 1b (gene rin1b). The coding region runs from base 1 to 2409 and encodes 802 amino acids. Gene Ontology annotation, molecular function: small GTPase binding; guanyl-nucleotide exchange factor activity. Gene Ontology annotation, cellular component: cytosol; endocytic vesicle. The transcript is spliced from 12 exons. Lineage: Eukaryota; Metazoa; Chordata; Actinopteri; Kurtiformes; Apogonidae. The record is from RefSeq and is a predicted model, not a curated record. Gene Ontology annotation, biological process: vesicle-mediated transport.
AUGGCAACCAUCUGCUGCUACGCUCGCAAGCAUUCGCCGGCAGCCCACACAAUGCAGGUGGGCAGUUCCCAGCGGGGCUCCCAGAGGACCUUCAGUGUCCUGGACCGGCUGCUGCUCACUCACCCUGUGUGGCUGCAGCUGUCGCUCAACCAGGACUCUGCCAUCUACAUCCUGCUCAGAGAACCUGUUGGGACCUUUCUGGUGCGUAAAUGCAGUUUGAGCCAGAGGAAGGUUCUGUGUAUGAGAGCCACAGCAGAUAGAAGUGCCUCCUCUGUGAAGGAGCGCUUCAUCUGUGAGGAGGACUCCACGUUUGCCUUGGAGAGUUCCGCACUCAGCUUCCCUGACUUGUGUCGCCUGGUGGCCUUCUACUGCAUCAGCAGGGAUGUGCUGCCUUUCCCUCUGCAGCUGCCCGAGGCCAUCGCCAAAGCUACGACGCACAGACAGCUGGAAGCCAUCUCACACAUGGGACAAGACUUCUGGAGCUCACCCAGUGCUUCAGAGAUCCAAAAUGGACCAGUAGACCAGUUAGCAUCGACCAGCAGCAGCCAGAACCAGGACUGGGCCUCCCUCCUGAACCGAAACAAACAAGGCAAACUCUGCUUCAUCAACCCACUGUUCCUGCAGCUGGAGAUCACCAAGCAGCAGCUCCAGAACCACAGUGCCUCCAACAAACGGCACCGCUUCAAACGCAGCAUGAGGCUCCGACUGUCCGAGUCCUCCAUGAACCUGUCCCUGGAGGGGGUGGGCUCCUAUUCACCCCCCACUUCAGAGGAGCAGCCCGGUGGGUCAGAGAGGCUCCAGAAGUCUGACACUAACCCUCAGAGGAGAGUCCACGCUGGGGCAGGGGUCCUGAGGAGAACCCCCGCUGUGUCCCCAGGGUCUACAGAGGAGGACGACAUGAUGUCUGCAUAUGUGCAACAAACGGGGAAGGCGGAGGAGCCUGCGGGGUCUCAGGAGCCGGCCCGGGCCGGUCAGUCCGGUGUGGAGGUGGCAGCUUUGGCCCUGGAGCGCCGUCCAGCUCCGUCCCUGGCUGAGCUGGACAGCAGCAGCUCCUUCAGCAGCAUGGACGAGGAAAACAACUCGGAUUCAGAUUCAGAAAGCGCGGCCCAGACCCAAACGCACGCCCACCAGCGCCCGCCGCUGGUGCGCUCCCGAGGCCGCGGCGGACUGCACCGGAUGAGCGAGGCAUUCGUGUGCUUCUUCGCACCGGACAAACGGCUGACGCGACUGGUGGAGGAGCUGUCCAGAGACAGACGCUCCAUCUUUGGAGGCAUGGUCCAGGACUUCCUGCUGACUCAGAGGGAGGCGCUGAAAACCCUGGCCUCCUCUUCCUCCUCCUCCUCUUCGUCUCGGGUGACCUCUGUGCAGCUUCUGCAGGGUCUGCGGCUGUUUCUGUCACAGGCCAAGUGUUGUCUGCUGGACAGUGGAGAGCUGGAGCCCCCCAUUGAAACCCUGGUACCAGAGCCUGAGACAGACCUGGCUCUGGAGAGGGCCAUGUUCUCCUGUGUGCUCAGGCCCCUGAGGUCCCCCCUGGAAAAGGCUCUGGUGGCUUUGCACAACCAGGACGGCUCCAGCCAGCGCCUGAGCCAGAACAUGCUGCGUCUGAAAGGGGAGGGGGCCAUGGAGAGGCUGGGCGUGAGGACGGGGGUCCCGGACAGCCGCGAGGUGGAGCGGGUCAAGCAGAAACUGAUCCUCAUGCACAGAACGCACUCGCCCAUCGAUAAGAUCCUCCUGCUGCUACAGGUGUGCAAGUGUGUCCACAAGGCCAUGGGGGCUCUACAUGGACAGGAGGUGAGCUUUGAGGACUUCCUGCCGGCUUUGUCGUAUGUGAUCGUGGAGUGCAACAAGCCUCAUGUACUGACGGAGGUGGAGUAUAUGAUGGAGCUGCUGGAGCCGUCCUGGCUCGGAGGAGAAGGUGGAUACUACCUGACCAGUGUGUACACCAGCCUGUGUCUGAUCCAGGGCUUGGACAAGGAUCAGGCCUUCUCCAGCUGUGUGACCCCAGAGGCCCAGGAGGCUCUGCAGGAGUGGAGCUGCAGACGGAGCCGAGAGGCCCAGAGACAGAAGGAGAACCAGCGGAACCAGAGGUGCGUUCGGAUACUGUUCCAGGACGGGGAGAGGAGCGCCGUGCGUACGUUGCAGUGGAGAGCCGGGGAGACGAGCCAGGCCUUGGCCCAGCUGUGCGCCUCCACCUUCGGAGUGUCCGACCCGCAGCAAUACACCCUGUACUGGCGCAGCGGCGGCGAGAUGAGGGCGCUGCCGGCUCAGGCGCAGCCCCAGGACCUGGCCAGCCACAGCGAAGGAGGCCCCUCCCUCUCCUACCUGAGGACCGACCACGACUUCAGCAAGAUGCGGCGGCUCACCAGAGGUGGAGCCGUGGACCUAAGCGAGUCGGUGUGUGAGGAGUGAGUGAGAGGGAUGGAGAAAUGAGGGGGGAGGAGGAGGAGGAGGAGGAAGAGGAGGAGGAGGAAGAGGAGGAGGAGGAGAUGGAUGGUCAGUCUCUUUCCCUCCCUUGUUCCGUCUCGUUCCUCUGGUGUGGUGUCUUGUGGUGGGUCAGGACACAAACUGCAGCCCCUCUCCAGACCAGGAGCUGACCUUUAACCCUAAACUCUUCCCUAGAACAUGGACCAACAUGCAGAGCAGGACCAACAUACAGACUGUUGCCAAAAGUUGUACUAUGUACCACUCGGUGUGGCUGCUAGUGUACAGGAGUGUGUUAUUCGUGAAAUGGAAAUGUGUAGUAACUGGAUUUGGUUGUUAUUUGAAACAUGAACCCAGAGGUAUACAAUGAAAGGACGAAGCCAAAGCACAACAAACAAAACAUUUUUUUUUUUUCCAAAUGGCCUGUGAUUGAAGAAAACCUAUUUUAAUAAGUUCUGGGGUUAACCCU